GUUUCAGAUAAACGUGCGUGCCUACCGGCGUCUUGCGAAUGUGGCUCUACAGUUGUAGUGGCGUCUCUUCGCAUUUGCAGUCAUAACAGGAUCUGAAUUGCACGACAAAUGAAUUACCGCACCACAAACGUUAAUAAUUUUGUUUUAAGACUUUUCAAAUCUUGCGAGUGACGCAAAGUUCUGGACUUUACAUCUUCAAUCUUCCACCGAGUGUGAAGUAACAGUGAUGGCAAACGAGCGACAAACCCGUACGUACGGAAUAUCCAGGCUAUGUUACCAAAAGCAACAACGAGGCUUUGGCCCAACAAAAGCAGCCUCGUAUGUAAUCAUGCUGUGUUUAUUAACACUUCCUACUCGCUCUGACCCUUGUCUCACCAAGCAAACUUGCUCAGAAUGUAUACAGACGCCAGACUGUCUGUGGUGUUCUGAUCCAAUGCUCAAUGGAACCCACCGAUGUUUCAACAGUUCUGUUGGCAUGGAGAUAUGUGCAGAUGAUUUCAUCUUCAACCCACAAAAUAAAAUAGUAGUAACAUCAGGAGAAGUUCUGAGCAGUUUCUCACCACAAAAGAUCUCUGCAGAGCUUAGAGCAAAUCAGAAGCAUUAUAUAAAUUUUACCUACGAAGUGCAGAAUUUGCCACUAGAUCUCUAUGUACUGAUGGAUCUGUCUGGCUCAAUGACUGAUGAUAAAGAUAAAUUAUCCAGCCUUCAGCAAUCACUAGAAGAAUUUAUGAACAACAUUACAUCAGACUACAGAAUUGGAUUUGGCGCCUUUGUGGAUAAACCCACAGCACCAUACAUCAGGACGCACGAGGACUGGAUAAAACAUCCAUGCAGAAAUCGAAGUGUCCCUUGUGAUCCAGCUUAUGAAUUCAGAAACCACUUGAGCCUACAAAAAAAUAUCACGUUGUUCACUGAAACAGUUCGAAAAGUGAACAUGUCUGGGAACUUUGAUGCUCCAGAAGGAACUUUGGAUGCAGUCCUCCAGGCUGUCACAUGCACAGAACGCAUCAACUGGCGCAACAACUCUCGCAAGGUGGUGUUGGUAGCCACAGACAAUGGAUUUCACAUAGCUGGUGAUGGCAAGCUAGGGGGCAUCAUAAUUCCAAAUGAUGGUGAAUGUCAUUUAGAUAGUGAAGGCUACUAUUCUAUGUCAGUAUCGCAGGACUAUCCUUCAAUAUCUCUAAUUACUCAGAGAGUUCAAGAAGAAUCUGCUCAUGUAAUUUUUGCUGUAACAAGCAAUAUAAUUGAAGUGUAUCAAGAACUGGAGAAGUUGUUACUGGGAUCAAGAGUUGAAGUUUUAUUGGAGGAUUCUUCCAACAUAGUUACACUAUUGCAAAAUCAAUACAAUGAAAUUUCUGCAUCUGUUGAACUGAAAGAUGAUGCAGAGUAUGUAUCUGUAACAUACAAUCCAAAAGGACCAGAUGGAAGUGUGUCAGAAGGUAAUAAAAUUUCAAUGCUGAAGAGUGGUGAUAUAAUCAAUGUCACAGCAGAAAUUAUUGUGAAAGACCCACCAAAUAUGAAUGAUUUAAUGUGGAAAGAAAAUUUUCAUAUAAUGGCAGUUGGUAUAAGGGACAGUAUUGCAGUGGAUUUACAAGUGUUCACUGACUGCCCUUGCAGUAAGGAAAAGAAGCCUAAUGCCUCUGAAUGCAAUGAAAUGGGAACUCUUGUAUGUGGGAACUGUGCAUGCAAUUCAGGUAGAUUUGGAGAAAGGUGUGAAUGCAAUGGUACAGAUAUUUUAGAUGACGAAGAAGUUUGUCGUAGCAGCAACUCCUCUGAAAUUUGUUCAGGACGAGGACGAUGCAUUUGUGGAAAGUGUUACUGUGAAGAAAAGGAGGGUGUUAGUGGUGACUAUUGUGAAUGUGAUGACUUUUCCUGUGAGGUGGUUAAUGGUAAGAUAUGUUCAGGCCAUGGCAGUUGUAAAUGUGGUACAUGCAUUUGUGUGUUGCCAUGGACAGGAAAAGCAUGCCAGUGUUACAAUAACAAUGAUUUAUGCAAAUCACCAAUAACUGGAAAAGAAUGUUCAGGCAAUGGUCACUGUGAGUGUGGCAAAUGUGUGUGUAAGACCACAGAUGGACUUCCAUAUUCGGGAGAUUUUUGUGAAAAGGACCCUGUUAGUGGUUCCAAAUGUGAUACUCUAAGGGAUUGUGUUAAAUGCAUGAUUGACAAUGAAGAAGUCAAGGAUCGGUGUGUAAACUGCAACUUCACUUUCACACUGACAGAGAGUGUUGAAGUCAAUGAAGAAAAUAAUGAGGUCCAGUGCUUCAUAGAAGGUGAAUGCAAACGUUCAUUUGUGUACUACACAAAUGAAAUGAAUGGAGAAGUAGUGGUACGAGCAUCAAGGAAUGAAAUCUGUCCCCAGAGGGCCAACAUAGCUUUGAUAUCUGGCAUUUUUCUCGGAGCAGCUCUCCUGCUGGGAAUCAUAUGUCUCAUAAUAUGGAAGUUGCUGACCAAUUAUUAUGAUCAAGUGCAGUAUGCAAAAUUCGAAGAAGAAGCAAAAAGAGCCAGAAUGAAUGCAAUGGAGAGUCCUCUCUACAAACCAGCAACAUCAACCUACAGAAAUCCACUGUACCAUAAGCAGGCUGACAGUUAACUUACUCUAUAUAUAAUUUGUUUGUUUGUUUGUUGAGAAGAUUAAAUAUAGUAGUUUAAUGUCUGUGAAAUCUGUUGUACUAAUUGGACUUUCAAGUUCACUAAUCAGGAACCUGGAAAAAAUAUUGGGAAUUUAAAAUACUUUGAAACCUCUUUUAACUAAAAGCUAUUGAAUAAAUAUGUAACAUAUGUUUGUGGAUAACACAACAUGGCAGUAUUGAGAUACACACUUUUAGCCACGUUCGAUAUUUUUUCUGUAAAUGUGAUGUAUGCUUUUCCUGUACAGUUAUCAUAAGUUUGCAGAAAAUACAAUGUAUACUGGUUUGUAUUGUGUAUAACAAAAUUUUUCGAAAUAAAAUAUCAUCCAUUGUUUGUUUUAUAAAGUUUUCUGUGUAUCUGCUAUUGGCCAUUUUUGACUGUAAAGCCAUUAUCUACAUUUGCAGCUACAUCUACAUGUCUUCUCUGCAAUUCACAUGUAAGUGACUGACAGAGGUUUCACUGCACAACUUUCCACUAUUUCUCUACCAUUCCACUCUCAAACAGUGUGUGGAAAUAGCAGACACUUAAAUCUUUCCGUGCAAGCUCUGAUUUUUUUGUAUUUUGUUAUGACAAUCAUUUCCCCAAAAGUCUGUGGGAAAAGCAAACAUGCAAAUCUAUCCGUGCGAGCUCUGAUUUUUCAUAUUUAUUUAUGACAAUCAUUUCCCCAUAAGUAGAUGGUGUCAACAAAAUACUGAAGUUGAAUAUUGAAUGUACAGAUAUCCCUUAUGCAUCAUGCUGCAACAGAUGUUGCACAGACAUAUUCUGUAUGUUUCUUGACGACUCUACAGUUGAAAUUGGCCAACAGAAAAUAAAAGGAAAAAUUUAAUAGCCUAUAACGAACAAUAUUUUCUUUGGAAAAAUAUAUUGAGCCAGUGGACUUGAGUAAAAACAAGAUCAUCUUACUAAAUGUUGUAUAAGCAUUUCAAAUCUCCUGAUUCAGCUUUUAAAACUACACUUUGCCCUUUUUCUUUCACAUAAACUGCAGGCGUAUUAAUUAUUAUGAACAUUCAUCUGUAAACCUAAUAUAAAUUGAUAGUAUUUAUGGAAAUAAAAUCUUUUUGUACAAAAAA
Schistocerca gregaria is the source of this 3698-nucleotide messenger RNA. RefSeq names its product integrin beta-PS-like. Gene Ontology annotation, biological process: integrin-mediated signaling pathway; cell adhesion mediated by integrin; cell-matrix adhesion. NCBI's taxonomy places the organism in Eukaryota, Metazoa, Arthropoda, Insecta, Orthoptera, Acrididae. The record is from RefSeq and is a predicted model, not a curated record. The transcript has 14 exons. Gene Ontology annotation, cellular component: integrin complex; cell surface; focal adhesion. The coding region runs from base 227 to 2590 and encodes 787 amino acids. Gene Ontology annotation, molecular function: integrin binding.